ACUGCAACAGUCGGGUCAGAUGAUCGGAGCUACAUUGUAAAUAGACAGCAGCGGUUCACAGUGGUCAUGCCUUCGUAGCCGCUUCAAAUCUCCUCCAGCAGAGCAGAUCUUUCCUCUCGGACGCUCUUUAACCUCCGGAUAUCAUUUCUCUGGCCGUUUCUCGGUGGUUUCGCGGUGUCAAAGUGUUGUUAGAGCAUGUACCGGUCUCUGUACGCCUUCCGAUCCGCGGAGCCCAACUCGCUGCACUUCGCGGCCGGAGAAAGCUUCUUAAUCCUGGAGAGGAGCAACAAACACUGGUGGCUGGGGUCCCGCUGCAGCUCGGGAGAAACCGGUUACAUCCCCGCCUCGUACAUCGAGAAAAUCCAGGCUCCGGAGCAGGACGAGGUGCUGCAGUCUAUUGACAGAGCAAUCGAGGGAAUCCACAAUGUGGCCUUAAAAAACGGAGGCAAAUACAAUCUUGAGCAGAGAGAUGUUCUGCAAAAGCUGAUCCAUCACAGGAAGGAAACUCUUGCUCGGCGGAGCUCCUCUUCCUCCGGUCACAAACAAGGCCUCCCGACUUCCAGCAGCGAAAUAUCUCUCAGUCAAACCCCUCCUCCGCCCAAUGGCCUUAACCGAGAGUACGGACGACAGGGAAGCGUGCCGUUAUCAGGGAGCAUGGACAGUAUGCAGGGAGAGCAGGGCUUUUACCAGGUGCCGCCUCAGCCUCGACGUGCUGCUCCCAUCACUCCACCUCCCCCCGAAAAACAGAAGAACAACCGGCGUCCAGCAGAGCCGGAGGUCCCCUCCAGAGUGUCCUCUCUCCCUCCGUCCCCUGCUCCCUCCCUCACGAUCAGCACCACCUCUUUGGAGUCGGGCUCCUCCCACUCUCAGGCCUCCUCCGAUGUCAGUCUGCCAAGUGUGUCCAGCACCCCACCUCCCCCGGUGCCAUCCCGUGUGAAACCCACUGCGCCUCCUGCAGAAGAGCUGCCCUCUGACUCUCCUCCUCAGCCAGCUCCUGCAAAGAAAAGCCCGGCACCACAGCCUCCCCAGCCCGCCCAGUCCACCGAGCCCACUGCUCCUUUACAGCUCGCUGUGGAGGAGCAGCCGGACACUGAAUGGCCUGUUGCCCCCCCAUCUGUUGCUGAAAGCCCCCCUGGCAGCCCGACUACCUCUGAGCCAGUUCCCAUGACUAUCGGAGCUGAGCUGAUCGAGCUGAUCCGGAAAAACACGGGCUUGAGCUACGAGCUGUCGCGGGUGGCUGUCGGUGUGGUGGUCGGCCAUCUGCAGGCCGCUUUACCUCAGGCCUCCUCUGAUCUGGAGCAAGUUCUCGUCUCGCUGGUGGAGAGCAAGGACUUGAGUGCAGCGCUGCCGCAGGGUCAGGUGUGCCACGAUGAACAGCGGCUGGAGGUGAUCUUCAGCGAUCUCGCCCGUCACCGAGACGAUUCCCAGCAGCGCAGCUGGGCUCUUCAUGAGGACCACGCCCUCAUCGCCUGCUACCUCGAGGAGCUGCUGAAGAUUCUGACUGACGCAGAUCCAGAGGUGUGUAAGAGGAUGUGCAAGGCCAACCACUAUGAGAAUGUUCUGUCUUUGGUUUCAUAUUAUCAGAUGGAGCAUCGUGUGUCUUUGCGGCUGCUGCUGCUCAAGGUAUUCGGUGCGAUGUGCAGCCUGGACGCUGCUCUCAUCUCCACCCUGCUCAACUCCAUCCUCCCCAUGGAGCUGGCCAGGGACCUUCAGACUGACACACAAGAACACCAGAAGAUGUGUUACACAGCUUUGGUGUUAACUAUGAUAUUCUCAAUGGGGGAGCAGGUGCCAUAUCAUCACUAUGAACACUUGAAUGCUGAGUUUGUUCAGUUUCUGCUGGGUGUGGUGGAGGAUGGACUUCCCUCUGAUCCCACAGAGCAGCUGCCUGACAUCUUCCUGAACCUCCUGCUGUCCUUCAACCUGCAUCAUAUGGCACCCAGCAACAACGUGAUUAUGCAGGAGCUUAAGGAGAAAAAUGUGAAGAUCCUGUCAGAGAAAGUGCUGCUGCUCCUGAACAGAGGAGAUGAUCCUGUGUGCAUGUUCAAACACACUCCACCUGCACCACACGCUGUGCUCAAGUUUCUGCAGGAUGUUUUCGCCAGCAGAGAGACGGCCGACAUCUUCUACCGUACUGACAUGAUGGUGAUGAUCGACAUCGCCGUUCGACAAAUCUCUGACCUUUCACCUGGAGAGAAGCUGCGGAUGGAGUAUCUCUCCCUCAUGCACUCCAUAAUGCGCUCGACGGACUACCUCGAGCACCAGCACCGCCUGUCUGACCUGCAGGGGGCGCUGCAGAGGAUUCUCAGGGAGGAAGAAGAUCCAGGAGAGGACGAGGGCAGCGCUACAGCGAAACAGAUGGAUAAGCUAAUCGUACAGCAGAUCUACAAGGAGUUCCCACAGAUCUGUGAGAACCAGGACUAACCAUAUCAGUAUCAUGCUCUCACACUGUAGUCUGCUCCCGUCUACUGCAGGGAGGCACGAUGAAGCUUGGAUAGGAAGAGCUGAUGUUUGAGGACAACUUGUAUUCUGUGCCAGCCAGUGCUGAGAAAAGCAAAACCAGCUCUGUCAGUGUUUUCUUGGACUUGUAGUCCAGAGCUGCAGCGUGCAUGUGAUGUUCGUUUCAGAGAGAUCUUACUGCUUUCAAAGCUGUUCUCUUCUUAAAAGUGUUUAAGUUGAACAAUGAGUGAGAUCAUAGAAAAUAUGACAAGCGCAGAAACAAGCCUGCAAAGUUUUGUCAUACUUGGAAAUUAAAAACAGCCAAAAUAUAGGCCAAACGUUGAAGCUGUUCUCAAAGUGAAUUCUUAGCAAUAAUGACCUUAAAAACCUUACAUGGACUAACUGCAUGUUCUCACAAGUACUUUGAAAUUAAAGUAUUAGCAGCCACAGCUAAAGCUUACCCUAACCAAACUAACUUGAAACCAAAUUUAUUUCAGAGAACAAAUUCAGGAAGACAAAUCUACUGUCACGAUAAAUGUAAUAGUGCCAUAAUUUGAAAGUUGAGAGAAUGAACCUUUACGGGCUUCCCUUUCAGUGGGACCAAACUACUGUGUGUUACUGAGAGCAUUUAUUUUCUUUACUGCACUCUGAAAACUGACUCCCUCUUUCAUUCAUCCUCUCAUUUAUCGUAAUUCAAAUUAACGUCAAGUAGAGCAACUUGAACUUUUACUCUUCUAGUGAGAAAAGCACAUUCUGACUCGUGUGUUAUCAUUACUAAGCUUCUGGCUCAGUAAGUUGCUGCUGCAUAUUGAGUCUUGCCUGCAUCUGCAGUUAUCUCAGCCUGGUACUUUCCGCUUUUCCAGCACCUUAAAAUAAUCGCUCUGUACCUGCACAUGCAAAGCUCCUUAAGCAUUAGAUGUCCUUGACUGUUUACAGAUUUCAAACUAACUAUGCUGCAAUAAGGCUUUAUAACAGCUCUGUCUUGGCUGAUGUGAGCUUCAUGGAGACGAAGAGUGUUCUGCAGUUAUUAUCUGACACGAUACAUUGUUGAUUUCCAGUUAUAAUCUUCAUGUUCCUGCUGAAAAGGAAAGGAGAGGAGACACAGGGCAUUCAUUUUAUCUCCUUGUGGUUUUAAUACUUUAACAGCAGAAAAUUACCUUCCUUGUUUUCUACCAGUAAUGUAGUAGUUGAUGUUGUUCUCCCGUCUUACACUUUACCUUGUCUGAUUUUGUCCCCGGCAUGGCUUCUCCGUCUGGAAGGUUGACACAAUCCAGAAGUGAUAUCAGAUUUUAGUUCAUGUUCAAGUGUUCAUUCUUUAAGUAACUGCGUGUUUGUUUACAGUGUGUAUGUGUGUGUGGGCAUGUAUGAGCGGCAAGCGUCUCCAUGAUUAACAUUGUCCGCAAAAGUGCUACGAGUGUGUUAUAAUACAACUAAUAAAGCUAUAUUUUAACAGUGAAA
Molecule: messenger RNA, 3897 nt
Organism: Amphiprion ocellaris (clown anemonefish)
Lineage: Eukaryota; Metazoa; Chordata; Actinopteri; Pomacentridae
Product: NCK-interacting protein with SH3 domain-like
Exons: 13
Coding region: 196-2424 (742 amino acids)
Biological process (GO): endocytosis
Molecular function (GO): protein binding; Arp2/3 complex binding
Source: RefSeq, a predicted model, not a curated record